UCUUCUGAGGAACAUCUCUUGAGACAUUACAAGUCAAGAGAGGAUACAGGAAAUCUGAGAAGAAAUGACCUGGCUGAAUGUCAUUCUCUACCUCACAACCAUCUCCAUGGUACAGGGAUUGCCAGCCUUUAUGCAAGGAACCCAAAAAAGAAUUCCUCUUCAACAAUCUAACCAUGGAUUAGGAACUUCAAGCAGUCUUGAUGGACAAGCAUCCUCUUCAAAUAAGAAGUACUCACCAUUUAUGAUGCAGCUCUAUCAGAGCCUCAUUAUGGGGAUUGACACAGGUCUGUCCAGCCUGGAGCAUUCCCUCCUUCAAGAUUCAGAUACUGUCCUAAGACUUACUGCCAAAAGAUGCACCAAGAUGGACAAUCAUCGAUCACUCUACUUUGACAUGUCCUCUCUCUCAGGCAGUAAUGAGAUUCAAUUGGCAGAGUUUAGGAUUCAACUUUCUCCUACAGAGAAAACACAAGAUAUGACAUUGCAUAUUUACCACAGCGAACAAGGUUCCAAGAGACUGCUUCUCAAGUCUUUUCACAUUGAUUCCUCUGUAACAAUGGGUGGCUCCUGGAAAGUGUUUAACCUCACAAAAAUUUUGAAUGCUUAUCUCAACCUUCGUCAAAGUCCAGAUUAUGAAGACAUCAUGGGUGGUGGAACCACAUCUCAGGGGGAUCAUGAGAACGCUUGCACAGACAUAUCUACUGACAGAGUUGUAUUGAUGGUGUUCACCAAGGACAACCCUUCUGCUAAUGUCAAUGGAUAUCCCAACCUCAUCCAAACAGUGGAGUCUUCUAAAUAUGUGAUGACACCAGAAGUAAAAAGUGAACAAGGUAUCAAAAGGCACAGGAAGAACAGGAAUACAAAAGACAGCAUCAUAAUGAACCACUUUCCAUCCAGAACUGUGGAGGAUGGAGAACCCUUGUGUGAAAGGGUUGAUAUGAUGGUGGACUUUGAAAAGUUUGGGUGGGGAAAUCUGAUUAUCUACCCAAAGAAUUUCAAUGCCUACAGAUGUGAAGGAGCCUGCCCCAUUCCCUUAAGUGAGACCUUCAAACCAACCAACCAUGCCUACAUUAUGAGUUUGCUGAAGCUAUUCAAUUCAGAUAAAGUUGAAUGUGCCUCCUGUGUCCCAGUGAAAAUGAGACCUUUGUCCAUGCUGAUGUAUGAGAAUGGAGAUAUAGUAAUGAAACACAACGAAGAUAUGAUUGUAGAAGAAUGUGGAUGUCAUUGAGGAACUGCUAAAACAUAUGUGUUGAAAAGAUGCAAAGUAAGCAGUGACUUUAAGGGAAUAAUAGCACUUUGCAGUGUCUGGUGAAAGGCCUGAUGAACUCUCUGCUUUAAGUUAAAAAUAGUUCAAAAACGGAAAACUGGAGCCAGAGGAAUAAAAAUAAACUUCCAUUG
Molecule: messenger RNA, 1395 nt
Organism: Rana temporaria (common frog)
Lineage: Eukaryota; Metazoa; Chordata; Amphibia; Anura; Ranidae
Product: nodal homolog 2-A-like
Exons: 3
Coding region: 65-1225 (386 amino acids)
Biological process (GO): SMAD protein signal transduction; BMP signaling pathway
Cellular component (GO): extracellular region
Molecular function (GO): type I activin receptor binding; growth factor activity; cytokine activity
Source: RefSeq, a predicted model, not a curated record